GCUUCCAUCUUUUUAUUAAUUUUAUUUUUUACAAUCGGUAUAAGUUUUCUGGAACCGUAAUGUUUUAUAAACUAUGUGCACUUAUGUGUUUUUUGAUCGUUGUAGAGCAUAUCACAACCACAAUGUCCAGUGACAGCAUUUCGGGUUAUAUACGAAAAUGUUGUAUAAAUGGACUUCGUCAUGCGCGUACCACCGCCUCCUGCAAAAAUAUAAACAUAGCCCCAACAAUAAUUCCACAGCUUUGGCUUGGACUUUGUCAUUCUACACUUGAAGUCUGCUGUUCUCGAGAACUGGACCAUCAAAAUUGUGAGCUAGGUCGACUGGCUGCUUUAGACGGUACUCGCUGCGACAGAGAAGGAAAUGUUACAUCUAGUUCGUACGCAACAUGUUGUCGUUCUUGUCAAAUUGGAUUGGCAGUUAAAGCGAGUAAAGCUAAUUGCAAAGAUCCAUUAUUUUCAUUUCUUUUCUCAAUUGAAUCAUACCGAACGUGCUGUCACGGAGCUGCUGACCUUAACGACAAGCCCGAUAUUGGCAAAAUUGAUAAGGCUAAUUCUAUUAGUGAUGGUGGUGAAUUACCAUUUGUUUCUGAAGAGGAUAUGAAUGUAACUAUUGUCCUUACCGGCGAUGAUGACAUAUGUGGGAAAAUAGAAAAUCUUUGUGCCCACAUAUGCGAAAACACUUUUGACGCAUACCAAUGUAAGUGCCACCCCGGGUUUAUGUUAGAUAAUAACAACGUAACAUGCUCUCCGAUGAAAACCCAAAUAUGUCCCAGUGGGUACAAUUUAGAUAAACUGGAUAACAAAUGCAUUGAUAUUGAUGAAUGCCGGGAAGAACUUCAUGACUGCAAAUCAUCCCAAUACUGCCAUAAUACGAAUGGCGGGUUCCACUGCUUAAAUGUGAAAGCAAAAGACUGCCCACCUGGAUUUCAUUAUGAACAUGAUUACGAUGAAUGUAAAGAUGAGUACAAAUGCAAGGAUCGCAAAUGUGUUAAUGGUCAAUCUUGUGAUAGAGGUUUCAGUUUUAAAAACGGUACCUGUACAGAUAUUGACGAGUGCUCACAUAACACAUUAAACAACUGCCAUGGCAUUAGUAAUCAGGAUUGUAUCAACACCGUUGGAAGCUAUACCUGCAAUUGCCAGGCUGGAUUUCAUUUGGAUGCCACACUAAAUAAGUGUAUUGAUAUAAAUGAAUGUUCAAUAAAUAAUCACAACUGCCUUCCAACACAGAGAUGUGAUAACACGAUCGGAUCAUAUAUAUGCACGCGUCUUCAAAGCUGCGGCACAGGAUAUACCUUGAAUGCGGAAACGGGGAAUUGCGACGAUGAUGAUGAAUGCAUGCUGAGUACACAUAACUGUCCUUCAAACUAUGAUUGUCACAAUACAAGAGGAUCAUUCCGAUGUUAUAGAAAAAUCAAAACAAUGUUUACAACAAUAACGACAUCAACUACAGUUUCGCCUUCAUCCUCGGAAAAUGGACAAAAAGGUUUUAAUAGCCGAUACCCAUACCCUCUAGCUGUACGCCCGGAAUAUUCUCUACACAACAAUUCCUUUUCCACAAGUCGGCGCAUGGACUGCUCCCCUGGAUUUUAUAGGAAUAAUCUUGGUGCCUGCGUCGAUACAAAUGAAUGUAUGGAAAAAAAUCCCUGCGGUAACCAUGAACGAUGCAUUAACACAAAUGGGCAUUUUCGCUGUGAAAGCUUAAUCCAGUGCUCGCCCGGCUACAAAUCAACAGCGGACGGUAAAUCUUGCAUAGACAUUGAUGAGUGCAAUACUGGUGAACACAACUGUGGCGAAAGGCAGAUUUGCCGUAAUCGAAACGGUGGCUUUGUGUGUUCCUGCCCUAUAGGUCAUGAACUUAAAAGACACAGUAUUGGUGCUAGUACAUGUGUUGAUACGAACGAAUGUGCACUAGAACAACGUGUAUGCCCAUUAAACGCGGAAUGCUUUAACACCAUUGGGUCUUACUAUUGUGAGUGCAAAUCUGGUUUUCAAAAGAAAUCUGACAGUAAUAAUAGCACACAAUGUUAUGAUAUCGAUGAGUGUCAAGUGAUUCCGGGACUUUGUCAACAAAAAUGUCUUAACUUUUGGGGAGGAUAUCGAUGCACAUGUAACUCUGGAUACCAACUAGGACAGGACAACCGCACAUGCAAUGAUAUAAAUGAAUGUGAAGUACAUAAGGAUUACAAUCUAUGUAUGGGAUUAUGCAUUAACACUCCUGGAUCCUAUCAAUGUUCCUGUCCACGUGGAUAUAUGUUGUCUGCAGAUAUGAAUACGUGUCGCGAUAUCGAUGAAUGCGCAACAGAUUCCAUGAAUCAAGUUUGUACUGGCCGGAAUGAUAUUUGUACAAAUAUCAGAGGAAGCUACAAAUGUACUACAAUAAAUUGCCCGCUUGGAUACAGCAUUGACCCAGAACAAAAAAAUCGAUGCCGCCAGAACACUAACUUUUGUGAAGGAGAAGAUUGUUACACCAAACCGUCAGCUUACACAUAUAAUUUUAUAACAUUCGUUUCUAAGCUAAUGAUACCUCCAGAGGGUCGUACCAUAUUUACAUUGAGAGGACCACUUUGGUAUGAUAAUAUCGAUUUUGAUCUUAAAAUUGUUCGCAUUCAAGCAGCCACCCAUAUUCAAAGGGCAACCAAUGGAUGUUUUGACACUUUAAAAAACAACAACCAAGUAAACGUGCAACUAAAGAAAUCAUUGGAGGGUCCCCAGGAUAUCGAGUUGGAGUUAAGUAUGACAGUGUACACAAACGGAAUGCCCCGUGGGAAAAGUGUAGCAAAACUAUUUCUUUUUGUUUCUCAACAUACAUUUUAAAAAAAAAUAGUGUAUUUCAUUUGGUACGAACAUGUAUAACUUUAGACUUCCUACAAAUCUGUAUAGUAGACACAAAUAAAAAUUAUACUAAAGGACUUAAUA
Molecule: messenger RNA, 2915 nt
Organism: Drosophila teissieri
Lineage: Eukaryota; Metazoa; Arthropoda; Insecta; Diptera; Drosophilidae
Product: fibulin-1
Exons: 13
Coding region: 60-2813 (917 amino acids)
Molecular function (GO): calcium ion binding
Source: RefSeq, a predicted model, not a curated record